Molecule: messenger RNA, 2319 nt
Organism: Pseudomyrmex gracilis
Lineage: Eukaryota; Metazoa; Arthropoda; Insecta; Hymenoptera; Formicidae
Product: cytochrome P450 4C1-like
Exons: 12
Coding region: 326-1849 (507 amino acids)
Molecular function (GO): oxidoreductase activity, acting on paired donors, with incorporation or reduction of molecular oxygen; heme binding; iron ion binding
Source: RefSeq, a predicted model, not a curated record
AUGAAGAAUAUUAAUAAGAAAAGAUACGCUACAUAGAUAUUCAGUAAGAGAAAAAGAGAGGCGGAAUGGCAACUAAGUAACCGUAUCAGUAUUACGCAAACUUCUCAAUUUUACUUGUUAUCAUGAGAGAUAUAAUUUUUUUUCAAGUGUUUUCUGUUUAGAUAUAAGAUAGUCUUUCUAGAUUAAAGUGAACGAAAUAAAGUGGACUCAAAAAAAAAAGGUUAUCAUUGUUUGUUAGGCUCGUGAGCUACGAAGAACUCUUAAAACGGAACAUUGAAGAAACUUGAAUUCAGUUGAAACAUUGUACACCGUAUCACCGUGAAUCAUGAUCAUAACGAUAUUGUUAUUGUUAAUUUUGUAUAUAAUAUUAUAUGAUUUUUAUGUGCAUCAUAACCGAAGUGGACGACUUCUCCGCUCUAUACCAGGUGCACCAAGUAUUCCGAUUUUGGGUUCGGCACUUUUAUUACAAUGUUCACAAGAAGAGUCGUGGCUAGUUUUACGUUAUUUCGCCGACAAAAUAUAUCCCGUUACAAAAUUCUGGGUUGGUCCUGUAUGUAUUAUAUUCCUUCGUCAUCCAGAUGAUUUGAAGACAAUUUUAAGCAGCACGAAACACAUCGAGAAAAGUAGAUUAUAUGACACAUUACGUCCAUGGCUUAACGACGGUCUUCUCACCAGCAAAGGGAGCAAAUGGCAUACUCGCCGUAAACUACUAACGCCUACAUUCCAUUUUCAUAUAUUACGACAAUUUGUAGAAGUUUUGAUCGAAGAGGGCAACCAUAUGACAAACUCUCUGAAACAAAGUGAAGGAACAGUUGUAAAAGAUUUAAUCCCAUUUGUUAGCGAAUACACACUAAAUGCAAUAUGCGAAACCGCCAUGGGUAUUUCUUUGCGCAAUUGUGACAUGUUUCCGGAACGGUAUCGGAAAUCAGUAUAUAAUAUGGGUAACUUUAUUAUACACAGAAUGUCGAAUCCCUGGUUGCACUCUGAUUGGAUGUUCGCAUUAUCGCCAACAGGUAGAAAACAAGCUGAGAUGUUAAAGAUAUUACAUGGUUUUACUGAAAAAGUCAUUAAAGAAAGAAAACUUUAUCACGAACACACAGAGGAUCGAUAUUUAAAAACCAUUGAAAGUGAUACAUCGACAGAUAAUGUAGAAGUGAUCGGAACUCGUAAAAAGCGACUCGCUAUGUUGGAUCUUCUAAUAGCGGCAUCUCGUGAACAUCAUAUAACCGAUUUGGAUAUCAGAGAGGAAGUCGACACCUUCAUGUUCGAGGGUCACGAUACUACGGCAAUGGGUGUGUGUUUUGCUUUGCUGUUAUUAGCUGAGCACAAGGAUAUUCAGGAUCGUGUCAGGAUUGAAGUUGAUGAUGUGAUAAAAGACAAUGAAGGAAAAUUAACUAUGGCGUCCUUACAAAAGCUAUCUUAUUUAGAGAGAUGCUUGAAGGAAUCUCUGAGAUUGUAUCCUAGUGUGCCUUGGAUAUCGCGCAAGCUUGCAGAAGAUAUAAAAUGUCAGUCGUAUAUAGUGCCGUCUAAUACACACGUGAUACUUGAUAUCUACGCCGUUCAGAGAGAUCCUCACUAUUGGCCGAAUCCGGACGUUUUCGAUCCGGAUCGAUUUUUGCCCGACCGAAUGCAAAAUCGUCAUCCUUUUUGCUACGUACCGUUCAGCGCCGGACCACGGAAUUGCAUAGGUCAACGAUUCGGUAUGUACGAAAUGAAGGCUAUGAUCGCACCUCUGGUGCAUCAUUUUUACCUGGAGCCUGUUGAUUCAUUGAAGAAUCUUAAGAUUAAGUCGGAUGUGAUACUUCGUCCUGCUCAUCCAGUUCGUGUAAAAUUCGUGCCGAUUAAAUAAUUAUUAAGGAAAUUACAGAAAGAAUAGGGGGAAACAGCGAGAAGUUAUGAAAAACGCUUGUAUUUUGCGAAAUAAUAUCUUAACAAAGUAUAUUAAUGUAGUUGCAAAAAUUAAUAUUAUGUUUUACAGAUCUCUCUUGGCGAAAAAAGUUCUGCAUAUACAGACAAUUUUGAUAUGUAUUUACAUAUACUAACGAUACUUAAUAUAUAAUCUCAUAUAUAAUUAUAUCGAUUGCGUAAUUGCGUAUAAGUAUGCAUAAUCAGAUAAAAAAGUCGUCUACAGAUAAAAUGCUUUUUUUCUACUAUUUUCUACUUUUUCUACUGUUUUGUAGACAGCGAUAUCAAAGAACAAAGCCACAUGUACCGUGUGCAAAAGAGCAUUUAUAUUUUAUGAAUUGUGGUUUAAAACUUAAAAAAUGAUUUAUAUGAAGCGUAUUUGUUUAAAAAUAAUUAAAAUACAAUUAUUAAUAU